Molecule: messenger RNA, 15211 nt
Organism: Spodoptera exigua (beet armyworm)
Lineage: Eukaryota; Metazoa; Arthropoda; Insecta; Lepidoptera; Noctuidae
Source: the annotation of a GenBank genome assembly
CUGACUGUAUGUUUUGUGUUCCACAGGAGACACAAUAUGCCCGAGUGGCAUGUUCAGGUGUCCGGAGGGCAAGUGCAUACCCGCCCUUUGGGUGUGCAACUACCAGCGCGACUGCGAGAAGGGCGAGGAUGAGUUCCAGUCUUGUCCGCCGCCGGAGUGCGAGGCGGGGCAGCUGACUUGCGGACAGUACGUGUGGAACAAGACGUACUGCAUCCCACCGCACUACCGCUGUGACAUGCAGGUGGACUGCGUCGACGGCACCGACGAGGCAGACUGCACAUACCGCAAGUGUCAGACUGAUGACUUCCAGUGCGGGAUGGAAGGCGCCGGUCCUGGCAAGAUCUCAUCUCAGGGACCCUGCAUACCUAAGGAGAAGAAAUGUGACGGGUACUUAGACUGCAGAACAGGUCGCGACGAGCAAGACUGUCCGGGCCAGCAGCUGGCCUGCAGGCUCGACCAGUUCCGGUGUGCGGCUGGCAACAAGUGCGUGGACGCCUCCGUCAAGUGCGACCACAAGGACGACUGCGGCGACAACUCGGAUGAAGCACAUUGCAGCUUCCCACCGUGCCAUAUUGGGCAGUUCCGCUGCAGCAACGCUCUGUGCAUCCCCGCGACGUAUCACUGCGACGGUUACAAAGACUGCUCCGAUGGCUCGGACGAGGCUAACUGCACCGCCAUCGCCUGCCCCGACAACAAGUACCUCUGCCCCAAGGGCGGGCCGGGCGGCACGCACAAGUGUAUCGCCAGAUCACAGCUCUGCGACGGCAAGAAGGACUGCGAAGAUAAUGCUGACGAGGAGACUGCUUGCUCAACGGCAUCCUGUCCGGCUCUGGAGUGCGAGUACAAGUGCGUGGCGUCCCCUGCGGGCGGAGCCUGCGCCUGCGCUGCUGGGCUCACGCUGGCGGCAGACAACAGGACCUGUGUGGACCGGGACGAGUGCAAGGAGUGGGGAUACUGCCACCAACUCUGCAUCAACACGCCCGGAUCGUACAAGUGCGCAUGUGCGCCGGGCUACACGCUGGUGGACAGCGGGCGGUGCUCGGCGGUGGCGUCGUCCGCGCCCUCGCUGCUGCUGGCCCACGCCGGCGCCGUGCUGCGCAUGGACCUGCACGGCCGCGCCCCCGUCACCGUCGCCAAUGCCACCGCCGCGGCCGGACUCGACUACCACUAUCGGAAGAAUCUGCUGUUCUGGUCCGAUCUUAAGACAAGAAAGAUCCACUCGCAGCAGCUGAGCGUGCCCGCUGGUGUAUCCAGCUACACGGGCACUGACAUCACGGUCGCCGGCUCCUGGGCUCCGGUGGCACUAGCCGUGGACUGGGUGGGCGACAAGCUGUACGUGGCGGACGCCAUCGGGCAGAAGAUCGAUGUGUUCGAGCUGGACGGACGCUGGCACGCCGUCGUGCUGGGCUCCAACCUUACCAACCCGGCUGAUCUAGCACUAGACCCCACACUGGGACUCAUGUUCGUCGCUGAUAGCAGUCAGAUCAUCAGGGCAAAUAUGGAUGGAACACACUCAAAGGCGAUAGUCUCGGAGGCAGCAUACAAAGCUUCUGGUAUAGCUGUUGAUAUCAUCGCACGAAGAGUAUUCUGGUGUGACUCGCUCCUGGACUACAUAGAAACUGUGGACUAUGAAGGUAACCAUCGAUUCCUGGUUCUUAGAGGCCAGCAGGUGCCCAGCCCCUCCAGACUGGCACUGAUCGAAGACAGAGUCUAUUGGUCGGACAACACGAAACAAGGAAUAAGCUCUGUAAACAAAUAUGAAGGACCGUCCAGCAUACAGGCUAUAUACAAAAUGAAGGACAUCAGAGAACCGAAGGCGAUCACUGUGAUCCACUCGCUGAAGCAGACCUCGGUGAACAACCCGUGCGGCACCAACAACGGCGGCUGUUCCCAGAUGUGUAUCGUCACGGCGCUGCAGAACGGAGGGCUCGGGUACCGCUGCGCCUGCAACAUCGGCUACCGGCUUGAGACCGAUCUAAGGAAUUGUGAUCUUGUUAAGGAAUUCCUUAUGUAUUCCCAGCAGCGGUUUAUCAAAGGAAAAGUCUUGAACCCUGUUAUUGAAGGUUUCAGUGACGCUAUUCUCCCAGUUGUGUCCAAGAGGGCCAGAUUUGUAGGACUAGACUUUGAUGCGCGGGAUGAGCACAUUUACUACUCCGAUGUGUUACAAGAUGUGAUAUACAGGGUGCAUCGAAAUGGAACAACGAAAGAAAUUGUCUUAGCAUCACAAAACGAAGGAGUAGAAGGAUUGGCAGUCGAUUGGGCUUCUAAAAACCUUUACUAUAUCGAUUCCCGGAAAGGUACGCUAAACGUUUUAUCGACAAGAAAUGUAGCUUACAAACGAACCUUACUGAAAGACUUGAAGAGGCCGCGUGCCAUAGUGGUACACCCUAACAAAGGAUUUAUAUUCUUCUCGGAGUGGGACAGACCCGCCAACAUCAGCAGAGCGUACACAGACGGCACCAACUUGUUAGUGUUCGAGAAUGUCACACUUGGCUGGCCCAAUGGUUUGUCUAUAGACUUCGAUGCGGAUCGUUUAUACUGGUGUGACGCCUUGCUAGACCACGUCCAGCACUCUAAACUCGACGGCACGGAUGUCAAGACAGUCAAUUCGAGACUCAUCAGACAUCCGUUCUCCAUCGUCAUCCACAAAGAGUUCAUGUAUAUCACUGACUGGAGACUUGAUGCCAUUGUACGGUUGCAUAAGCUGACUGGGGAACAAGAAGACAUCAUGGUGCGCGAGCCACAAACGAACAGACUUUACGGAGUGAAAGUGUAUAGUGAAGAGAUUCAGAGGAUAGAUCCCAUGCAGCCAUGUUCUAGGAACAAUGGGAACUGCCAGAAACUCUGUUUCGCCGUGCCCAGAAACAACACGGAGCUUUUAACCGUCAAAUGCGGAUGUCCUUACGGAGAAAAGCUCGCUCCUGACGGCACCAGCUGCAUCGCCGACCCCAACUCCGAGCCUCCCGUGCAGGCUUGCCCGCACUCCUGGGACUUUACAUGUAACAACCAGAGAUGUAUUCCCAAAAGCUGGGUGUGCGAUGGAGAUGACGAUUGCCUGGACAACAGUGACGAAGAACAGAAUUGCACCAAAACAACGUGCAGUGCCUCAGAAUUUAUGUGCAAGUCUGGUCGCUGCAUCCCCGCGACGUUCAAAUGUGACUCUGAGAACGACUGCGGCGACUUCUCUGACGAGACCGGGUGCGUGAACGUGACGUGCUCGUCGUCGCAGUUCCAGUGCGACAACGGACGCUGCGUGCCCAACACAUGGAAGUGCGACUCCGAGAACGAUUGCGGCGAUGGCUCCGACGAGGGCUCACACUGUGCUGAGAAAACUUGCGCUUACUUCCAGUUCACAUGUCCUCGGACCGGACACUGCAUCCCCGCGUCGUGGGUGUGUGAUGGAGACGACGAUUGCUUCGACAAGCAGGACGAGGCUGACUGCCCACCUGUAUCCUGCCUGGCUAAUCAGUUCAAGUGCGCUGACCUUAAGCAGUGUGUUCAGGAGGCGUACAAGUGUGACGGUAUCCCGGACUGUAACGACGGUAGUGACGAAGCGGGCUGUCCGUCGCUGGCGCCGCACCAGUGCCAGCCGGACAAACAGUUCCAGUGCAGAUCCUCGGGUAUCUGCAUACCCACUACGUGGUACUGCGACGGCACCCCAGACUGCGAGGACCUGUCGGACGAGCCGGCGUCGUGCGGCACGGUGUCGUGCGCCAACAACUACUACCGCUGCCACAACGGCCGCUGCGUCUUCAAGGCCUACGUCUGCGACGGACACGACGACUGCGGGGACGGCUCCGACGAGGGGCUCGAGCACGCAUGCAAGCCGCCACCCUUCAGGUGUCCCUCUCAUCAAUGGCAAUGUCCAGGGGUCACAGGCAGAUGUGUCAACAUCACUCAAGUUUGUGACAGUAAAUUUGACUGUCCCAACGGCGCGGACGAAGGUGCCAGCUGUGAUUUCGCUGAGUGUGAACACCAAGAUGGUCUAUGUUCUAACGGCUGCAAACAAACUCCUAACGGACCACUGUGUCUGUGUCCUCCCGGGGAAGAGCUGGAUGUGGAUGGCUCCAACUGCAAAGAUAUCGACGAAUGUAAUCCGCCAGGUCUCUGCUCACAGACCUGUACCAACACUAAGGGCUCGUACGUGUGUUCCUGUGUCGACGGGUACAUCCUCACCAUCAAUAAUCACACCUGCAAGGCAAACAACCACUCCAGCGCCUUCCUCAUUAUAUCCAACAGACAUUCCAUCUUAGUAGCUGACCUCAAUGAACAAGGCCUAGAAAGGGUCCCAAUAAAUGUAGAAAAUGUGGUUGCAACAGCUUCUAACAUGCACACCGGAACUAUAUUUUGGUCCGACAUGAAACUGAAAAAGAUCUCCCGGUUAGAUCGCGGCAGCGAGCCCCAGGUAAUUAUAUCGACUGGACUAGACCUCGUUGAAGGGCUGGCGUACGACUGGGUGGGAGGAAACAUUUAUUGGUUAGACAGCAAACUCAAUACUAUCGAAGUAGCAAAAGAAGACGGCAGUGCCAGAACAGCCUUGCUAAGCGGUAACAUCACACAACCAAGGGGAAUGUGUUUGGAUCCAGCUCCCAAUGCCAGGUGGCUGUUCUGGACGGACUGGGGAGAGAACCCUCGUAUUGAAAGAGUGGGUAUGGACGGUACACAGCGGUCAGCUAUCAUCACUACCAAGAUCUACUGGCCGAACGGCUUAACUUUAGACACCGCCACACAAAGAGUGUAUUUCGCAGAUUCCAAGUUGGACUUUAUUGACUUCUGUUACUACAACGGCACAGGAAGGCAACAGGUGCUGGCCGGCAGCCACUAUCUUUUGCAUCCUCAUUCCUUAACUUUGUUCGAGGACACACUAUAUUGGACAGACCGACAAUUGAACAGAGUAUUGUCCGCACACAAAUUCAAAGGAUCCAAUCAAACAGUGGUGUCUCACCUGAUCUCUCAGCCUCUGUCCAUCCACGUGCACCAUCCCUCGCUGCAGCCACUGUACACGUCUCCCUGCAAGAAAGACUCGUGUCAGCAUCUUUGUUUACUCAGUCCUAACAAGACAGUAGGAUAUACAUGCAUGUGCAAACCUGGAUUUAAACUGUUACCGGAUGGCAAAUGUGUGGAAGAGGAAGCUGCAUAUCUUAUGGUGCUUAAAGGAACACAAGUGAUAGAUUUAUCAACAGAUGGAUCUGGCCGAGCUGGACAACUUGCUCCUAUAGUGGGCAUUCAAGGUGGAGUCCAGUUGGACUACGACAGGCAAGGACACAUGUUAUACUGGCUGCAGUCCAUAUCCGGCGACAGUGACGACGAUGAGAACUGUACCAUCUACAGUAUGCCCUACGGCGGUGGUAAUAAAGUUGAGUUCUUUGGGUCCGACACCGGCAUUGUUGGAGCACCUUCCUCCAUAGCGUUCGAUUGGCUUGGAAGAAACUUGUACAUGGCAAACAGAGUAGCCAGUAAUAUUGAGCUGGUCAGAGUCGACGGCAAAGUGAAGUAUAGGUCUAUUGUAAUGGCUAAUGACGGUAGCAGAGCUUCCGUAGCUAAACCACGAGGGAUUUGCUUGGAUCCUACCGAAGGAAAAAUGUACUGGUCCGACGAAGGUGGGUUUGGAGUUCCAGCAAAAAUUGGUAAAGCUAACAUGGACGGCUCUAAUCCUAUUAUCUUGGUUGACACAAUCGAAAGGCCAGAGGCAGUCACCAUCGAUGUAGAAAAGAAGAUCAUCUAUUUCAGCACCCAAUUCCCGGCCAGCAUCAACAGUGUUAAUACUGAAGGCAAUGAUAGAAAAACCAUCUUAACUGAAACUAAUGCUAUUUCUUACCCUAAGGUCAUAGCCGUACUUGAUUCAAGGCUAUACGUCCUAGACCCUCUACAUGAAAAGAUUAUCAAGGCUGAUCUACCCAACGGUGACAAUAUUAAAACUGUAUUAGACAAUGAGAGCGAUUUGAAAUCUUUCACAAUAUUCCAAAAGAGGAAAAUGGUGCACCAUCCUUGCUCCCAAAACAAUGGCGGAUGUGAGCAAAUCUGUAUUCCUGGCGACGGUGGGUCCCGCAUCUGUGCGUGCUCAGUUGGCUAUAGAAAGGAGAACGAAAUCAACUGUGUGCCUUAUAAAACGUUUGCAGUAGUAUCCCAACUAGAUCUGAUCCGCGGAUACAGUAUCGAUUCUAGCGCUGAAGCUAUGGUACCAGUCACCGGCGUAGGCCACCACAUACUUCACGUAGACGUCCAUUUCGCCGAGAACUACAUUUAUUGGGUGGAAUUCAAUCGCGGACAAUGGAACGGUAUUUUCCGUAUCAGACCAAACGGCACAGAACUGCAACAUAUUGUUAAAGAUGGUAUCGGUAGCAAUGGCAUCAGAGGUUUAGCCGUGGACUGGGUGGCUGGAAACCUUUACUUUACCAACGUCUUCCCUCAUGAAAAUUAUGUAGAAAUGUGUUGGCUCGACGGAUCAAACAGAAAAGUUUUAGUGAAAACCACAAUGGAUGCUCCAAGAGAGCUAGCCGUUAACCCUCUAAAGAGAUUAUUGUAUUGGAUAGAUUACGGCCAGUACCCAAGAAUCGGUAAGGCUUACUUAGACGGCAGUAAUUGGCAAACCGUUGUCAGCUCUGGGAUAUCUAACCCGAGAGAUUUAACCAUCGAUAUGUUGACCCACGACGUCUACUGGGUUGAUUCCAAACUUGAUCAGAUUCAAAAGAUUUCUUAUAAUGGCGGUAACAGACAACUAAUAAGAUCGAACUUACCCAACCCAAUGGGUGUCGCCAUCCACACAGGAAGCGUGUACUGGGUAGAUAGAAACUUACAAACUAUCUACAAAGCAUCAAAGUUGCCAGGAAACAUGUCAAUGCCUGAGAAAGUGAGAAUAAAUCUCCCGAAACUAAGAGACAUUGUUAUAUUUGAUGUAAACAAUCAGCCUACAGACGAAAACAACCCUUGUAGAAAACUGGGUAACGGAGGAUGUGACCAACUUUGCUUCAGUUAUCCACCAGAAGCUAACAAAGGCUACACGCAUAGAUGUGAUUGUGCCACAGGACAAAUCUCUGCUUCCAACCCAAAGAAAUGUGACGUUGUUGAUGAAUAUCUGGUAUUCACUACCAGAACCGAAAUUCGUGCCAUUAAUUUGGAUCCGAAGUCGACUGGAGUCCCAUUCAAACCAGUAGUGAACCUAACAAAUGUAGUAGGAGUUGAAUUUGAUUAUACUGAUAAUAAAUUGUUCUUUACGCAAAUCAGGCCAUGGGCUAGAAUAGGAUGGAUGUCUGCAAACAAUCCGGAUCCUUCUACCAUUCAGAAUAUUAUCAGUAAAGGCAUAAACCCUGAAGGAAUAUCUUAUGACUGGACACAGAAAAAGGUCUACUGGACAGAUAGCUCAAAUAACUCCAUCUAUGCCAUGAACCUAGACGGUUCCGAACUGGUAAUGAUUGCUCGAGUUGAACGCCCAAGAGCCAUAGUUGUUGAUCCUUGCAAUGGAACCUUAUAUUACACCGACUGGGGCAGAUUCGGAACUUCUGGUAAAAUCUACAGAACAACCAUGGCAGGAUCAUUGAAGAAAGCGAUUAUUGACAAGGACUUGUCACAACCAAGUGGAUUGACCAUCGACUUUGAUGAGAACAUGCUUUACUGGACGGACGCUGUCCGAGAAAAAAUUGAACGAUCGAAACUUGAUGGUUCUGACAGGGAAGUCCUCAUUAGCGCCACAAUAUAUCCGUUUGCAAUAACUGUAUUUGGCAACUACAUUUACUGGACUGACCUCCAGCUCCGUGGGGUAUAUAGAGCAGAAAAACAUACUGGCGCUAAUAUGAUUGAGAUGGUCAAGCGACUGGAAGACUCCCCUCGUGAUAUCCAUAUAUACAGUCCGAGCAGACAGAAGUGUCAAGUGAAUCCGUGCAAGAUAAGUAAUGGUGGAUGUGCACACAGCUGUCACCCUGCACCCAACAACACAGUCGAAUGUAAGUGUGAUGAUAACACCAAACUAGUGAACGAAGGAAGAAUGUGUGUAGCCAAAAACAUCACCUGUGAUGCUAGUAAAUUCUUCUGUGCUAAUGGCAAAUGUAUCAGCAAAAUGUGGUCAUGUGAUGGUGAUGAUGACUGCGGUGACAAUUCGGAUGAAGAUAAAAACUACUGUACUUACCAUUCAUGUUCACCUAGUGAAUUCCGCUGUAAUAAUGGCAGGUGUAUCUUCCAGUCUUGGAAGUGUGACCACGAGAAUGAUUGCAAAGAUGGCUCUGAUGAAGAGGGUUGCGUAUAUCCACCAUGUGCCGAGGGAGAGUUUACUUGUUUGAAUUCUCGUUGUAUACCAAUGUCUCAAGUUUGUAACGGCAUCAAUGACUGUAAAGACAAUAUUACAUCAGAUGAAACACAUGAACGUUGCCCGAUGAAUACCACUUGUCCAACAAAUCAUCUCAAAUGUGAAAAGACAAACAUUUGUGUCGAACCUUACUGGCUCUGCGAUGGAGAUAACGACUGUGGGGACAAUUCUGAUGAAGAUCCCCUACACUGUGCUCAGAGGACGUGUCCGCAAAACAGUUUCCGUUGUCCCAACCACAGAUGCAUACCUGCUACUUGGUACUGCGACGGUGACGAUGACUGCGGUGAUGGUGCUGACGAACCUCCAGAAUAUUGCCGCUCCGAAGGUCGAACUUGCUUUGGAGAUCUCUUUACAUGUGAUAACGGCAACUGCAUACCAAGAAUCUACAUUUGUGAUGGUGACAAUGACUGUUUGGACAACAGUGACGAAGACGACCGUCAUCAAUGUAAUGAGCGUAAGUGCGACGCUGAGACCGAAUAUACAUGUGAAGAGAACAAGUUCUGGCAACGUGCUCAAUGUAUUCCGAAAAAAUGGAUAUGUGAUGGUGAUCCCGAUUGUAUCGACGGUGCAGAUGAAAACUCAACUAUUCAUCACUGCGCUACACCUACACCAUGCUCUGAAGAUCAAUUCCAAUGUAAUAAUGGCCGCUGCAUUAAUGAAGGCUGGGUAUGCGAUCAUGACAACGAUUGUGGUGAUGGCUCCGAUGAAGGCAAACGUUGCAACACUCAAUACAAGCAAUGUACUGACCAAGAGUUCAAGUGCCAGAACUUCAAAUGUAUUAGAAAUCAUUUUAGAUGUGACGGUGAGGAUGAUUGCGGAGACCACUCUGACGAAGUCGGUUGCGUUAAAGAAAAUAAAACAUGUCCUGCAGGACAAUUCAAAUGUAACAAUGAUCAAUGCAUUGACAACAGGUUGGUUUGUAACAAGGUAUCAGACUGUACCGAUGACUCUGAUGAACCUCCUCAUUGCAAUAUCGACGAAUGCGCUAAAUUGGAGAUCAAUCAGUGCGGCCACAAGUGUAUUGACACACUGACCGGAUACUACUGUGAUUGUAAUCAAGGCUACAAGUUGCUAGCAGAUGGCAAAGCAUGCGCUGACAUAGAUGAAUGCAUAGAAACACCAGGAGUUUGUUCGCAAUACUGCUCAAACACUCCUGGAUCGUAUUACUGUAAAUGUAACGAACAGUAUUACGAAAGGGAGCCUGAUGAGCAUACUUGUAAACGAAAGGAUAAUACUUCUGCAUGGAUUAUAUUUACGAACAAGUAUUACGUGAGGAACAUGUCCACAGAUGCCAGUCUGUAUAACCUCAUGCAUCAAGACUUGAUGAACGUUGUUGCUAUAGAUUUUGAUUUCAAGGAACAAAGAAUGUAUUUCGCUGACGUUUCGGCUAAAACAAUCUACAGAUCGAAUUAUACAGAUCCCAAUCCCACCAAAGAAGUGGUCAUCAGACAUGACUCUCAUGGAUUAGAAGGCAUCGCAAUUGAUUGGAUUGGAAGGAAGUUGUACUGGCUUGAUAGGCAUUCCAAAAACUUGGAUGUUUCGGAACUAGAUGGUACCAGAAGAAAAACUUUAAAGACUGGUGUUAUAGACCCUCGAGCAAUAGUUGUGCAUCCUGGGACGGGUUACCUUUACUUUACAUCAUGGCAUUUGCAAGCGUACAUUGGUAAAUUGGGAAUGGAUGGUUCCAACUUCACUUCUAUUCUUAACUGGGAAGACGAUAUUGCAUGGCCAAAUGCGCUGACCAUUGAUUAUUUCACUGACAGAAUAUACUGGGCUGAUGCACAUUUGGAUUACAUUGGUUCAGCGGAUUUAGAAGGAAGACAUAGGCACGUUGUACUGUCUGGCUCGAAAGUACCUCACGUCUUUGCUCUUAGCCUUUUCGAUGACGAAAUUUUCUGGACUGACUGGAACCUCAAGGCAAUCAGCAAAGCAAACAAGCAUUCUGGUGAAAACUUGACAAUUUUAAGAAACACAACUCAUAGACCUUAUGACAUUCACGUAGUUCAUCCAUUGCGACAGUUACCAUAUCCUAACCCUUGUGGUGAUAACAACGGAGGAUGCUCGCAUCUAUGUCUACUUGCCCCACCACAUGCUUCCAGCUAUUUGAACAUCGAGGGUUACGGAGAAGAAGGUGCUACAACUUAUAAAUGCGCUUGUCCUAACCAAUUCUACUUAGCUCGAGACAUGAAGACUUGUAUCGCUAACUGUACUGAUGGUCAACAUAGGUGCAAUGGUCGUGACGAGAAAUGUAUUCCGUGGUUCUGGAAAUGUGAUGGUGAGAAGGACUGUAUGGACGGUUCUGAUGAACCCGAGACUUGUCCGACACGACACUGCAGAGCUGGAUCAUUCCAGUGCAAGAACACUAACUGUACCCCGGCUGCUACUAUCUGCGAUGGUACCGAUGACUGUGGUGAUGGCAGUGACGAAGCUGAAUGUGCCCACGAGUGUCCACUCCUCGAAUUCAAGUGCAAGUCCAGCGGCAGAUGUAUUCUUGACAGUUGGAAGUGUGAUGGCGACACAGACUGCAAAGAUAACAGUGAUGAAGAUCCAGCCAUAUGUCAUAAUAGACCUUGUAAUCCCGACACGGAAUUCGCAUGCAAGAAUGGAAGAUGUAUUCCCAAACUAUGGAUGUGUGACUUCGAUAAUGAUUGUGGAGACGAUUCCGAUGAGCCAGCCUACAUGUGUAGGCAAAAGAAUUGUACUACUGGAUGGAGAAGAUGUCCAGGACAAGCUAAUUAUAGAUGUAUUCCAAAAUGGUUGUUCUGCGAUGGUAAAGAUGAUUGUAGGGAUGGAUCAGAUGAAUUACCUGAAAACUGUCCAACCUGCAACACCGAGACUGACUUCACAUGCGAUAACAAACGCUGUAUACCAAAACAAUGGCUUUGCGACUUCACUGAUGAUUGUGGAGAUGGAAGCGAUGAAUCUGAAUCUGUCUGCCAGCAUAAGUAUAGAGAGUGUUCUGAAUCAGAAUUUAAGUGUGGCAACGGAAAGUGUAUCUCUUCGAGAUGGCGAUGUGAUCACGAAGAUGACUGUGGAGACAAUACGGACGAGGCUGAUUGCGGCGGCUUCAAGUGCAAGAAUGGAACAUUCCAGUGUAAAUCUGGACAUUGUAUUGCUGCAUACUUUAGAUGUGAUGGUGACAGGGAUUGCAGAGACUUGUCCGAUGAAAUCGGAUGUCCUCCGCGUUAUCCUGGUGGCAGAUAUUGCCCAGAGAGCAGAUUCCAGUGCGCAAAUAACCUGUGCGUUUCCCAGUCAGAUCUAUGUGAUGGAACCGACGACUGCGGGGAUGGUUCUGACGAGGCGGCCUCUAUAUGUACUAACUUUAACUGCGAUACGUUGAGACGAUUCCAUUGUGAUAAUCACAGAUGUGUACCUAGGUACCAAGUAUGUGAUGGUGUGGACAACUGCGGUGACGGCUCGGACGAGAACAACAUGACCCUGUGCGCGGCACGCGUAAAGCCGUGUGACCCUUACACGCAGUUCCAGUGCGCCAACAGACACUGCGUAGAACGUACACAACUUUGUGACUUCGCUGACGACUGCGGAGAUGCCUCUGAUGAGCUCGGAUGCCAUCACACGCACACCUGUUCGCAUCUCGAUAAAGGUGGUUGUGAGCACUUCUGUACCAACCUAACGCAGAUCGGUGGAGCGGGUGGCUACAUUUGUACUUGCUUCCAAGGCUGGAUCAUCUCACCCGCCGACAAGAAAAAAUGUAUCGACGUGGAUGAGUGCGCCGCGGGCACGCACCACUGCUCUCAAAUCUGUAACAAUCUCAAUGGAAGCUAUAGUUGUGAUUGUAGGGAAGGAUUCAAACUGGCAGAUAAUUUGUCCGGUGUGUGCAAGGUUGUAGAAGAUGACGUUGUUCUGCUAUUCGCGAAUGGACCAGAAAUACACGCAUUUGCCCAAGAUAAGAACGAAGAGUUUGACGUUAUCACUGCUGAGAAGAGAAUUGAAGCUAUCGACUACGACCCUAAGCACGAGAUGAUAUUCUGGGCGGAUAGUUACGACAAAACAAUAAAACGAUCGUACAUGAUCAACGCGCUUAACGGACAAGUCAAGAGCGGAUUUGCGCAGGACUUGAAUAUGAAAGGUAACUCCAAACCAACGGCAUUAGCGGUUGACUAUGUAGGCGACAACUUGUACUGGACGGAAACCGAUAGGACUGGUUCCAAACCACGAGGUCGCGUCAUGGUGGCGAGAACUGACGGCAGAUACCGUAGAGCACUCGUCUCGGCUGGAAUCGAAAGCCCAACCUCAUUGGUCCUCGACCCACAAAUGGGAAGAAUGUUCUGGGCAGACGCUGGCUCGGCUCCUAAGAUUGAAAUUGCCUGGAUGGACGGCUCGAAGAGGAGACCCAUUGUAACGGAGAACAUUAGACAUCCUACCGGUUUAGCUAUUGAUCAUCUGAUGGAUCAUUCCAUCUACUGGGCCGAUACCAAACUAAACACCAUUGAAAUGAUGAGACACGACGGUUCCAACAGAAAAGUCAUACUGAAGGGUGAUCUACUGAAACACCCGCUGUCUCUGGACGUCUUCGAAUCUUCACUCUAUUGGGUCACCAGAGAAACGGGAGAGCUCGUGAGACAAGAUAAGUUCGGACGAGGAGUGCCAUUCGUUAUAUCCAAGGAUCUAGUCAACCCGUCGGCUGUAAAAGUGUACCACCCGCGGCGCUACAACGUGUCGGCGCGCUCGGAGUGCGCACGCGCGCCGUGCUCGCACCUGUGCCUGGGCGUGCCCGCCGGCCGCCGCUGCGUCUGCCCCGACCAGCAACAGCCGCAGAAGCGGCUCACGCAGGAGCUCGCGUGCGACGCAGCGGUGGAGGCGGCGCGUCCGCUGCCCCGCGUGUGCCCGUGCGAGAACGGCGGCACGUGCGCGGAGUCUGCGGAGGGCGCGCUGCGCUGCGUGUGCCGCGCGCCGCUGCAGCCCCCGCUGUGCGCGGCGGCGGCGGCGGCCACGGCAGCGCGCGCCGCCACGGCCGCCGCCGUCCUCGUGCCGCUGCUGCUGCUGCUGCUGCUGGCGCUGGCCGGCGCCGCCGCAUGGUUCGUCAUCAGGAAGAGACCCUUCGGAAAGGGUGGCGGACUAAGCAGCCUGGCGUCCUCUCAGAGCGUGUCGUUCCGACAAGGCUCCAACGUGGAGUUUGGCGGCGUGGGGGGCGCGGGAGGCGAGCCUGCCUACACGCUGGAGGAGGCGCCGCGCAAGGGGAGAGACUUCAGCAACCCCAUGUAUGACGCCGUCACGCGCGCCGUCGCCGCGGGCGAGCCCGAGCCGCCGAUACCUGGCAUCUACGAAGUACCGGACGAGUUGAAAGACAAAGUGGUGUCGGCCGUGAUAUCGCCGUCGUCAGUGGAGACGCGCGGCGCGGGGGGCGCGGGGGCGCGGGGCGCGGGCGCGGCGCGCGCGCUGGAGCCGGCCGCGGACACGGGGCGCGACACGGCGGCGCUCGUGCGGGAGGACGCGCACUGCUAGCGCGCCCCGCGCGGCCCGCGCCGCGCCCCCGCCCCGCGCGGCCCGCGCCGCGCCCCCGCCCUGCGACUGUGCCCCGCCCGCCUUUACUCCGACCUGUCCAGACCUUUAGUGAAAUAAGUCGAGACUUUGGGUGAUACCGAGCGCGAGUGGGCCCGUCCGCCUCGGUCGAUGGAUUAAGGGACACUAAUAUAAGCGGUUGCAUUUUACCAACUUAAAUGGUUAUUGAAGAAAAGACACGAAAUAUUUUCCAAAAAAUGUAGCUAAAUUCCUUCAAAUAAAAGUUAAAACUGUAAAUGACAUAUUAUGUAAUAGUAUAUAAGUGUUUUGUAUUUGUUUUCGUGUAGCGGCACUCUGGGCCGAGUCACUCGCUCGCGCUACGAGCGAUGCAAGUCGCUUCUCUUUAAGUAUUUUUGUCUUUCCCCAAUUCUAUCCGUCCUUCUAGUUUUAGCCAUUAAAAUAAUUUAUUGAAAUAUUCUAUAUAUUUAUAUAUAUGUAUACGUAUGCCUGUUACUGUACUGUUUUCUUCUCUACAAAUAUAUCCCAGCUAGUUCUGGUCGUACUUAUGUCAGUAUUUUCCUUUAAGUUGUCUGUUACUUAUUUAUAUAUUUUGUGCUAAAAUAUAUCGUUUUAAAGCUAAAUCAACCAUAUCAUAGCGUGAUACGUAUGUUAUUGUGUGAAGAGAUUGUAAAACGUAGCGUAGGACUUGUACAUUCCAUUCGUUCGAGAGUAAGUCUAAAGUUUGACAGCGCGGUAGGUAACGGCUGAGCUGUUCGUGGCUCAGGGCCGACUAUGACUAUAUUCCUAACAUCUGUAUAAAUUAUGUUCACCUAGAAAUAAAUAAUGAAUUAGUACAUAAAUAAGGAACUAGGAAUUGUUGGUAAAGGCCGAGGGCGCCAUUUUAUAGGCUUUUAAAUUGAUUUGACAAUAAGCAAUACAUUAUAUUAGAGGAUAAUUUAUUUAUUUCGGUUUAAGACUAUGUAAAAUAACUAUGUUGUGUUUUAUAAUUGUCUAUUAAUCAUUAUAAUAUAUUCGUGGGACUCUGACGAUUUGCCAUAACCGUGUCAAAUAAUGUUUCUGUUGUUCUAAUGUCGAAGUGCUGCCGCCAUCACUUUGUUUUCCCGGAACCGAACCUUGGUCCGCGGCACUCGCAAGCGUUGUAAAUAGGUUCAAGCGAUCCAUUGUGAUGUACAUGUCAUAGGCCAAAUGUUAUGUAUAUGUAUAUUGUAUUUAUUGGAGACAUUAUAAAUAUGUACCAUACCUAUGUAAUGAAUUGUGAAUACCUAUAAAUAUCACGAUGUAUUGUGACAAAAAUCUCGAAUUGAUAAAUUGUAAAAAGUAUAGAGGUGUCAAUAUUACAAUGUUACGUAUAAGGAGAGGAAAUAUUUUUAUAUUGGGACUAUUAUAUAUAUAUAUUAGACAGUCGUCUGAGGUUACUUGAUGAAAAUA